CCGGCCCCGGCCCGGCCCGGCCCGGCCCGGCGCCGCCGCCCCCCGCCCGCUCGCCCGCCCGCCCCGGCCGCGUCGGAGGGCCGGCAGCGGGGCUGGAUGUGCCCGGCUCCCCCCGCGCUGAGGUGGGCAGCGAUGCAGAAGGCAGGCGGCAGCUUCGCCUCCGCCGAGAGACACCCGCUCAAGAUGGCAGAUGUGUGUUGAGUUUGGGGGGCUGCGAUCUCGCGUCGUUCGUGGCGGCGUUGCCAUGAAUAACAGGCGUCCUUGCACCGAUGGCCCCCAUGUACGAAGGUAUGGCCUCGCAUGUGCAAGUUUUCUCUCCUCACACCCUUCAGUCAAGUGCCUUCUGUAGCGUGAAGAAACUGAAAGUGGAGCCGAGUUCGAACUGGGAUAUGACUGGGUACGGCACACACAGCAAAGUUUACAGCCAGAGCAAGAACGUGCAGUCCUCCCAAGCAGCCGCCGCAGCAGCCGUCAACGCCUCCCUCCAGAUUCCCAAUCCGAGCAUCCCUUACGAACAGACCAUCAUCUUCCCAGCAAGCACGGGGCACAUUGUGGUGACAUCCGCCAACAGCACUUCUGGUGUGGUUGCAGUGUCUGGGCAAACACUGGGUGGGCCACACAACCUGAUGCGUCGCAGCACUGUGAGCCUUCUGGACACCUACCAAAAAUGUGGACUUAAGCGCAAGAGUGAGGAGAUUGAGAACACAAGCAGCGUGCAGAUCAUUGAAGAGCAUCCACCAAUGAUUCAGAACAAUGCCAGUGGGGCCACUGUAGCCACCGCCACGACCUCUACGGCCACCUCCAAAAACAGUGGCUCCAACAGCGAAGGGGAUUACCAGUUGGUGCAACAUGAGGUGCUCUGUUCCAUGACCAACACAUACGAAGUGUUAGAGUUUCUUGGCCGUGGAACCUUUGGACAAGUAGUCAAAUGCUGGAAACGUGGCACUAAUGAGAUUGUGGCCAUCAAGAUCCUAAAGAACCAUCCUUCCUAUGCCCGGCAAGGCCAGAUUGAAGUGAGCAUCCUGGCUCGGCUGAGCACAGAAAGUGCGGAUGACUACAACUUUGUCCGUGCAUAUGAGUGCUUCCAGCACAAGAAUCACACGUGCUUGGUCUUUGAAAUGUUGGAGCAGAACCUCUAUGAUUUCCUAAAACAAAACAAAUUCAGUCCCUUGCCCCUUAAGUACAUUCGACCGAUUCUCCAGCAGGUAGCAACUGCCCUAAUGAAGCUGAAAAGCCUGGGACUGAUUCAUGCUGAUCUCAAACCAGAGAACAUCAUGUUGGUAGACCCCUCCCGACAGCCAUAUAGAGUCAAGGUCAUAGACUUUGGUUCAGCUAGCCACGUGUCUAAAGCUGUGUGUUCUACCUACCUUCAAUCCAGAUAUUACAGAGCCCCUGAAAUCAUCCUUGGUUUACCGUUUUGUGAAGCAAUCGAUAUGUGGUCAUUGGGAUGUGUCAUCGCAGAGCUGUUCUUGGGCUGGCCGUUGUACCCGGGAGCUUCGGAGUAUGAUCAGAUUCGCUAUAUUUCACAGACACAGGGCUUACCAGCGGAGUAUUUGUUAAGUGCAGGGACGAAGACUACAAGGUUUUUCAACAGGGAUACAGACUCACCGUAUCCUUUGUGGAGGCUGAAGACGCCAGAUGAUCAUGAGGCAGAGACGGGGAUUAAGUCGAAGGAAGCAAGAAAGUAUAUCUUCAACUGUUUGGAUGAUAUGGCACAGGUGAACAUGACAACAGAUUUGGAAGGAAGUGAUAUGUUGGUGGAAAAGGCGGACCGGCGGGAGUUUAUAGAUCUGUUAAAGAAGAUGUUGACGAUAGAUGCAGAUAAGAGAAUAACACCCAUUGAAACUCUGAACCACCCUUUUGUCACCAUGACGCACUUGCUCGAUUUCCCUCACAGCACACAUGUCAAGUCCUGUUUCCAGAACAUGGAGAUUUGCAAGCGGCGGGUGAAUAUGUAUGACACCGUGAACCAGAGCAAGACACCAUUCAUCACCCAUGUAGCCCCAAGUACGUCAACCAACUUGACCAUGACUUUCAACAACCAGCUGAACACGGUCCACAACCAGACCACCAACCUGGCUCCCACCUCCUCCAGUGCCACUAUUUCCUUAACCAACCCUGAGGUCUCCAUACUAAAUUACCAAUCUGCACUCUACCAGCCCUCAGCGGCGUCCAUGGCUGCGGUGGCCCAGCGGAGCAUGCCCCUGCAGACAGGAACGGCGCAGAUCUGUGCCCGGCCCGACCCCUUACAGCAAGCUCUCAUCGUCUGCCCACCAGGCUUCCAAGGGUUACAAGCCUCUCCUUCGAAGCAUGCUGGGUAUUCAGUUCGGAUGGAGAAUGCUGUUCCCAUUGUCACUCAGGCUCCUGGGGCUCAGCCUCUUCAGAUCCAGCCAGGACUCCUCGCACAGCAAGCGUGGCCCAGUGGCACUCAGCAGAUCCUGCUCCCUCCUGCCUGGCAGCAGCUGACUGGGGUGGCCACCCACACUUCUGUCCAGCAUGCAACUGUCAUCCCAGAGUCCAUGGCGGGCACCCAACCCCUGGCAGACUGGAGAAACACCCAUGCUCAUGGCAGCCAUUAUAACCCCAUCAUGCAGCAGCCUGCGCUGUUAGCUAGCCAUGUGACUCUCCCCGCAGCCCAGCCCGUCAACGUGGGUGUUGCUCACGUCAUGCGCCAGCCACCAGCCGCCACCACCUCCACCAGGAAGAGUAAGCAGCACCAGUCGGCACCACGAAAUACAUCCACCUAUGAAGUUUCAUCCUCUCAAUCCAUCAGCUCGCCUCAGCGGUCAAAACGAGUGAAGGAGAACACGCCUCCCCGCUGUGCCAUGGUGCACAACAGCCCUGCCUGCAGCACCUCCGUCACAUGUGGCUGGGGCGAUGUGGCGACCAGCACCACACGGGAGCGGCAGCGGCAGACGAUAAUCAUUCCCGACACCCCUAGCCCUGCAGUGAGUGUCAUCACUAUCAGCAGCGACACCGAUGAAGAGGAGGAGCAGAAGCAUGCACCCACCAGCACCUUGUCCAAGCAAAGGAAGAACGUCAUCAGCUGUGUCACCGUGCAUGACUCCCCCUACUCUGAUUCCUCCAGCAACAACAGUCCUUACGCUGUACAGCAUCGCGCAGGGCAGAAUAACGGGAACACCUACGACACCAAAGGGGGUUCCGAGACUCACUGCAGUGGGAACCCCCGAACGAUCAUCGUGCCACCACUGAAAACCCAGGCCAGUGAGGUGUUGGUAGAGUGCGAUAGCCUGGCACCAGUCACCACCAGUCACCACUCAUCCUCCUACAAGUCCAAGUCCUCCAGCACCGUGACCUCCACCAGCGGUCACUCUUCAGGGAGCUCGUCUGGAGCCGUUGCCUAUAGGCAGCAGCGACCAGGAGCACAUUUCCAGCAGCAGCAGCCUCUUAAUCUAAGUCAGGCCCAGCAGCACAUCACGACUGAUCGCACAGGGAGUCACCGGAGACAGCAAGCCUACAUCACUCCAACAAUAGCUCAGGCCCCGUACUCUUUCCCGCACAAUAGUCCCAGCCAUGGUACAGUUCAUCCUCACUUGGCCGCGGCUGCCGCUGCUCACCUGCCCACCCAACCCCACCUCUACACAUACACCGCCCCCGCCGCCCUGGGCUCCACGGGCACCGUCGCGCACCUGGUGGCCUCCCAAGGGUCUGCACGGCAUGCCGUGCAGCACACCACCUACCCCGCCAGCAUCGUCCACCAGGUCCCUGUCAGCAUGGGCCCACGGGUUCUGCCCUCACCCACCAUCCACCCGAGUCAGUACCAGGCUCAGUUUGCCCAUCAGACCUAUAUCAGUGCUUCUCCAGCCUCCACAGUCUACACUGGAUACCCACUGAGCCCCACCAAGGUCAACCAGUACCCUUACAUCUAAACACUGGAAUAAGGAGUGAGAGACGCACCCGUGCCGGGGGAGUGAGGUGGCUGCUUUUGUACUGAAGAACAUGACAAACUAACAAUGCAAUGGGAGGCUCGCGUGAAACUUGAACGAAGGAGACUUUAAGGAAGAAACGAAAAAGAGGAAAGAAGGGGGAGAACCAAUUCUACACUUUUUAUUUAAAAAAAAAAAAGAAAAUGGAAAAAAAAGAACAGAAAAAAAUAAACCACAAAAACCAACCAUUCUGCACCAAACUAGAGAGAGAGAGAAGCAGAAGGGCCCUCCAGUGGGUCCUGUCUUGUGAAGAACUUCACCAACAGACUUUUAAAGGUUAUUUUCAUCCAAUAGUGAGCUACAUUUAGAAAUUUGUUGUCCAGAACACCUAAAAUGAAAUCCAUUAGGUUUUUAAUCCAAUAGGUAUAUGGAUUAGGGAUUUAUCCAGCAUUUCAAAGGGUCUGUACCCCGUCUUUGCAGUGGUCUUUGUAUCCCAAAGCAUCCAUAAGGUUGGGGGGUGGGUGGGGGGGGUGGGUUGUGUCUGGAAAUGGGAAGUGGGUAAGGGAGGCUGAGGGCAGAGAAAAUGUCCCAGUGCUUUAAAUUGAGACCUAGCACCAUGACACUUAAACACACCUGGGCAACACAGGCUUUGCGGCACUGGCUGAGAGCAGAAGCAAUGGAGAUGUUUCUCCCUUUCCUUGAACACACUGGAUAAAUCCCUGAGAAAUGCUGUUCCUAAACGAGAUCUCUAAUAAUGUAUGUUGGAUUUCAGUUGCGUUUCAUUUUGGUUUGUUUGGAAAUUUUCCUUUUCAAUCCCUAGCCGUUUUAGUAUAGGAGGAGACAUUUUAGCUGCCCCCACCCCCACCCCCAGGUAGAAUGUAGCACUAUACAGGUCAUAUGCCCUUUUUACUCUUUUGUGUUGAACUUCAACGAUACCAAUAGACUAUUCCUCAAUGUGAUUGCACAAAGAAAAGUGAUAUAACAUAGGCAUGUAACAAAUGUGAUUGUGCAGGUAUGUGUGUGUGCGUGUGCGUGCGUGCGUGCGUGUGCAGAUGCUGCCUUCUCUCUGUGGUGUGUUCCUCGGCACAGCCAUUACAACUGUCACAGUCUUAGUUUUACAUCAUUCCCUCGUAGUGCCUUACCGAACUACAGAUGCGGUUUAAGGGUUUACUUCCACUGGUACUCCUAGAAACUGACUGAGGCUAGUCGGAAUUUACUCUCAGCUCUUUUUCUUUUUUUUUCCUUUCUUUUCUUUUUUUUUUUUUUUUUUUUUUUUUUUUUGAGUUGUUUUUGCCGAUUUUCUUCUGCUAGCAGUGGUGGGGUUUUUUUCCCACAUCGUCAAUCUUCGCUCUCUUGGCGAGGUGUUGGGGAGGCUCGUCGGGGUUAGAAGUGCAUGUAGCUGGGUGUUUUGUCAAGCACUGGAUAGGCUGGAAGUGAUCAGGUUGGUUGGGAGACCCAGGUGACUCCCAGAGGGUCUGGGGAUUCGUUUGUGGACUGGUCUGUUUCUAUCCUGUUGAAAUAACAGGUUUCCUCCCGGGAAACCGCAUCCUCGUUCUGCUGUUUGCCGACGUUCUCGGUGGAGUGGGAGGACAGCAUCCACCCACGUUGUCAGGUUGUCCCGGUUGUGUCUGUGAAAUGGGAACAAAACUUUAGCCUGUGAAAGGGGGAAACACUAGCUGUUGCCAACAUCUCUCACUACGUCUGUCGAUGGGAGGAGGUCGGGAAAGGGCUGGAGUCCCAAAGCAAGCAGGAGAAAAUCCAGUUUCCCGAAUCAAACUCGGGUUUCUUACGUGAAAAAAAAGUAUUGCAAUACAUCAGGCCUUACCCGCUGUAAUGUAGCUGCGACAGCGUGUGCUUCCCCGCCUCCCUUCUCACCUAUGCCACGAAAGGUUGGAACCGGGGAGCACGGUGGUCCUGUGCGUCCUCCGCACCAAGGAACGCUACGUGGUCGUCUUGUUUUCUGACAGAUUCUAAAGAGAGCCUUUCCUACAGUUAGGUUUGGUUCAGAGGGGAGUUGCACUGGCAGUUGCACUGGUGCAUCAAUAUUUGGAAGUGUCUCUAGAGUACCCAUGCCUGGGGAGGAAGGAGAGAAGAGAGUUUGAUAGAACGUUUCCGUGUUUCCAUGAAAACUGAAGUCUACGUGGCUGCUCAGUUCCACUCUACAUUUCCCUGUAACUAAAGCAUGAAGUAUUCAGGUAUUUCACAAGAUGCUGGAAAAUAGCAGGUUCAUCAGCAGGGUGGCGAGGGAUGGGUUCCCUGGGUGGCAGCGAGGAAGGAGGCUCUCUCGGGAGGGAAAAGCUGACAGAAAGACAAGCACAAAUAUAUUGUCCUGCAGUAAGUGCUUGGCUGGCCUGGAAGAAGGGAUCCCGGUAUGCAUAGGCUGUUCAACAAGGCUGUUGUCUUCUGGCAGAGCACCAAAUAACCUCCCUGGUUGCCAGCUCUGGUUCCUGGGCUACCUUUGCACAGUUUUCUUCUCCUGCCCGUCCUUGGUUCCAGCUCAGUAUACUGUAGGUGAGGAUGCGAUCUCCAGCAGCCCAUGCACCUUACCCCCACCCGGCUUCCUUCGGAAAGACGACACGUCCCCUUUCCUCUGAGGCAGGAAAACGAAGCCCUGCGCUCGCUGUUGCAUUCCUCUCCUCUCCCACCAGUGCAGGAGCGAGAGUGUCAUGCUGCUUGUGUCAUGAAAAGGAAAGAUAAUGUUAUUUUAAUGUAUGGUUGUUAUGGUUAUGAUUAUUAUUUUAUUAUUAUAAUAUUUUACUCUGGGUUUUAAUUGCACACGCAUUCCUUAAUCUUUGUUGGUUGUUUUUUCUCUUUUAGUAUUGUUGUUGUUGUCGUUAAUUUUAUUUCUUUUCAUCAGUGGCAUCAGAAGGGUUGCUGUGAUUGUGAAAACUACAGCAGGAAGGGGAAACAAGAGUGUCCCAAGGAUGAAAACUCUGCCACUAACUUAGGGGGAGUGGGGCCGCUCUGUGAGAGCAGUUACAGCCUUGAGGGACAGCAGUUAUCCUCCAGGUCACGUCUGCAUUUCAGAAUAAUUCCAGAAACACUCAUUUAGAGGCCAAAACCAAACAGCAGCUACCGUAAUGAUCUGUCAGGAGAGCUGGAUCACAGGCAGGUAAGGACCUUGGUGCCCUAGGAUCCAGCUCGUUAUUACUUUGUUUGAUUGGACGUUUAUAUGAGACCAAGACCUAUUUGUGCUCCAGGCCACAGUCGUUGGGCCCCUUUGAUGAACCCACGGCCAUGCAACAUGUUAAGGGUUUGGAUUUCCUAAAGGAGAAAGCAGAUAGAUGGCUCUCCAGAAACAGAGCUAUCGGAGGAGCCGUGACGGAGGCUUGAGCGUGGCUCUCAGUCCCAUCACUGGAUAAAGGACACUGGCGUGCACGGAUGGCGUUAGCUGGGCAAAGCACGGCCGCAGACAGGGCAGGGUUCCUAACCUGCUCUUUCACUCUCACUGAAGUUCAAUCAGGUGUCCGCAGGACCAGGAUGCUUGGUUCACCUUUUUUUAUUAUUAUUAUUUUUUGUCUCUAAUGUAGAUUUUCCGUUCCUUUAUAAUUAUUUGUUGUGGAAUUUUAUUAAGCUAUUCUGGUUGCUAGAGAUUAGAUAUUUAUGUUUUUAUUUGCAUCGCCUCCUCUGUUAAAAUGGGGGGAAGCAGUGACUGAAUUUAAACUCCAUAAAAAAACCGAUAGGACUUCAGCAGAGACUUAAUCAUGCACUUCACUGCUUUCCUAAAGAACAGACUUAAACCCUUCAGCUUAAUUACUUGUUUAUGUGCUCCUCUGGCCUAGGACCAGCGAAGCGUGGAAGGUUGGAAUCUCAAUCACAGCAAUGUUUUACUUGUAUUAAUUGCAUUUUCCCUGUGUACCCAUCUGACCUGCUCUCCCACACGGGCUUGAAUCUAAUUUUGAGGGGCGUUUGGCAGUGAAGCUGGCAGCAAGAAGGGGCACAGUGCGUGGCCGAGGAGCCACCUUUCAUGUCCAUCCUGCAGCUGCUGAUGUGCCAGCUAUAGGUGAUCAGAUGAUGGUGGCAAUGGGACGCUGCGAUUGCAAGAGAUGCUUGGCACAGCCAUCGAAUUGCUUUGAUGGUGCAACACUGUGUGAGAGCUGUGUUUUCUGGUGAAUUUGGGGGAGCUGAGCAACAGCUCCCUCGUACCUGUAUAAAGGCAGGGUGUGGAAACAGGUGUGGUACUGUUAGUCACAGGGAAACAUGGUCGUUUCAGCAGAGGAAGCAAAAUCUUUGCAUGCUGUCGGUGCUGCAUACAUCAUAACAGCCGGCUUGUUUUGCUUGCAAAGUCCUUUGGAGAGGAAAUAGGAUCGGCAUGGUUGGGUUGGGUUGGUGUUCUUUGUGUGCGUGGGGUAAACGGCACAGAAACUUGAGAGGGGAGUCAAAUGUUUAGAUACUGGAAGUUUUGUGGGUGGCUUAUGGCUGGCACAGUGAAAAAGCGGUCUCUUUUCCCAUCACCUUGUCUUGCAUUCUUCUCGUGGGGGAAGCAGAAGGAAGCACGGACGUUGCCUCCCCUCAGAGGUGGAUGCUCAGAUUCCUUCCGUGAAACCAAGAUGCAGGAGAGAGGGGAGAGGGCCACUAACACGAGCAGAACAGAAAACCUGAAUGGAAGCACUUCUCACUGCAGACUGGACCAGAUCCAUUUGUUUGAGAGAGCAAAUGCAAUUGCAUCUUCCUCAGUUGAAUUGUACUUAUUUGCACCCAAGAAAUCGGGCCUUGGCAGCUCUCUCUCUCUCUUUUUCUCUUUCUCGUCAUUUUCUCAUAAUACAUUAAACAUUCCAAGAAAGGGACCCUUCUGUCUAUGACAUUUUUACUUUUUUAUACUUUCAAGGGAUUAUGUCUUGUAAUUUGGUUUGAAGGCAAUUCCAUUUGCAAACUCGAAGAGCGAUCAACCUGGGUUUUUUUCUUUAACCAAAGAUCCUUUUUUUUUUUUUCUAAGAGAGAGAAAGAGACCCCCACCCACUCCAGAAAUGAAAUGAACCCACAAGUCAUGACCGCCAGGCAAUGGGGAUACACUGUGGAACUCCAUCUUUCUCUUCUUUUUCUUUUUCUCUCUCAAGUUUUUGUCAGCAUUUGGAGUAGCUAGCCUGACGAGCAGAGAAAUUCACACUAAAUAUUGCUGCUAUCCUAAAGCGUAGGGGUUGUCGAAAACUUUUUUCUUCUCUCAUUAUUGUUCACAUUGAUGAAAGUGUUUCAGUGGCGACAAUGCAGUGUGGAAAUGGUGAGCUGCGUGGUGGGGAUGAGCUUCUGGGUGCUCUGCAUGUUUCUGUAGCGUCUCCUUUCCUGGAUUUAGGAUUAGGAUGCUGGUUUUGUGCUGUGAGUCGGACCCCAAACCGUGCUGCCAUGGUCAGGCCAGGCUCAGCUGGGCAGGUGUUGGACUUAGGUGUGUGUUCUUCCAUGGCUUGGCAGUCAGCCCAUCAGAGAUCUUCAGUGCUACGUGUGGGCCAGAUCCUGGAUACCUGUGUGCAAGGUCUGCAGAUGUAAUCCUUGUUGAGGGUAGGCACCACAGAAGGUAAAAAGGUGGGACGGGAAAGAUUUCUGCCUUCCUGCUGACAGAGCUGCCCCUGCUGUGGUCCCAUUUGCCGUGGGAGCUUCAAAGCAGUUGAUCUGCAGUCCUGGGCAGUCCCAAGUCCUGCUGGCGCUCCUGUGAGGAGGCCUGUGUCCAAAGUACACGGAGUCCCUAGCUGACUGCUUGUGGCCCACUUCCGUGCCUACCAGUUAUUUUGCUCCCUCCGUGCUCGGAGAGGAGAAGAUGGGUCUGCGCUGCUGGGGUUAUCCCACGGCCGUACUCCAACCAGGCUGCCUCUGAGGACGGUGAGGAUUUCACCCUGGGCUGCAGACGCUGAGCGAGGUGCACCAUUUUACAGUGGUGCUUGAAACCGUGGUGGCGGUCCCGUUGUAAAUGGCCGUGUGCGGGCUGCUUGCUGGAGUACUGUGUCGGACAGGAGGUCCUGGGCUCUCCAGGCUGGUCCCUAUCCCUGUGGUCCAUCCUUCCCACCACCCGGGAACGCCACUACCUGCGAGCGAUGCCAGGAUGCCCCUGCACUCACCGCCCACCGCAGGCACACAGCGAGACCCCCCGCAGGAGCAGCCCCUUCCAGUGAGCUUGGGCAGCGUGCGGAGGAGCACUGCUAGCCGAGGGCUCUGCUCUGGAGGGGUCUUCUUUCCCCCGUGGCAAACGGGGAGCCCAGAGGCAGUGUGACCUGUGAAGAGCUGCUGAUGCAGGUGGAGGUGUGGGAACCGGACCGGAGGUAAGCCAGGCUGAGCUCUGCACGUGUCAAGCGCUUUCAGUGGGAGGACACGGUUUAGAGCAUUUGUGUGUGUCAAGAGUGAAAUUCGAACGGUAGAUUGGCUUGGUUCUUCAGAAGUCUUAGGAAGCGUACUAGGAGGCGUUGUGUUCGGCAUUUAUGGUUUGAAACUCCUGUUUCUCAUUUACGGGUUAGCUUUGUCCUUCCAGUUUUAGCAGUGCUGCUAUAACAGACUAUUCAUGUGUGUUUGAAGAUAAUUUUUUGUUUAAUCUUUUUGCUUAUCAUAGUUAAUCUAAGAAAGGCAAUACUAAAGGUAUAUUUUUUUCCAAAAAUGAUAUUUUUUACUGCACUGAUAAAUAUUGUGACAUCUCUGUUCUUAACUCUUUUGCUGUGAGGGGAACUGUGUGCAGAUUCACACAAACCUUGUAAAUACUUGUGUGUACUUCUGACAGCCAGGGAUUAUUUUUUAUCUCUUUUUCUUCUUUUUUCUUUUCUUUUUCUCCUUUUCCCCUCUUUUUCUCUUCUCUUUUUCUCUUUUUCUCUUUUUCUCUUUUUCUCUUUUUCUCUUUUUCUCCUUCCCUUCCCUUCCCUUCCCUUCCCUUCCCUUCCCUUCCCUUCCCUUCCCUUCCCUUCCCUUCCCUUCCCUUCCCUUCCCUUCCCUUCCCUUCCCUUCCCUUCCCUUCCCUUCCCUUCCCUUCCUUUCCUUUCCCAUUUUUCUUUCUUUCAAACAAGGUUUCCUCUUUGAAACAGAAAGCAAUGGGGCAACAAUGCUCAGAGCAAAAGCAAAGCUUAUCCCACUUUCACGUAGCCAAGGAGUUUUUGCAGUGCUGGCAUAGAAUUAAUAUUUAAUGCUGAUGUGUUUUGAUUUUAUUUUUUUCUUUUUCAGCAAACUGUUUGGAAAGGAAUAAGACAGAAAAGCUUCGGUCUGGAAUUCUGAUCAGAAAUGUUACCUAUCUAUUUUAUGGCACCUCCAAUUUUUCUUUUGUUUCCUUUUUCUUUAAAAAAUCAAAACAAUAACAACAAAAAAGUUUUUUGCAGGCUUGCUUGCCUGAGCUCUAGGCUGGUCAGCUGCUGUCCCAUGGGUGCCCGAUGCUCCGGGACCACCAGCUCCUUUGGAAGCAAACCCACUGAUCAGAAUUCUGGAUUCUGAUUGCUUCAAAGGGUAUCCCCCAGUACUGCUGGAUACCUUCGUUUUUUUAAAAGAAGGAUUUAGAUACACUUAUAUUACGCAAACUGUGACCUAAUGGCAAUAAUUACCUCAAAUGUGGGCAUUCAUCCUGGUUUUAGCCUUUUUGAAAACAUGUAGCCAGCUUGAACUUUGAUUCAAAGACUCUGAAGUCCGUAGGGGCAGAAUAGCGAUAAAUGCCCACCCUGGUCAUUGUUGCUUGAGUGAAUUCUGAAGACAGUGAAUCUUUAAAAAGGAAAAAAAAUUAAACCAAGGAAUAGAUUACUCUUUUAUGUAUUUUAAUCAAUUGUGAUGUUAAAAUGCACAUGUAAGUAUAUAUGUUUAUAGCUACUGUAAAAUGCUUUGGCCUUCUAGAAGAUAUUUAAUGAGUCACAUUUUAAACCAAUAUGAACUGAAUAAUAGACUGUGGCUACUUAAACAGUUUUCUGGCUACAUUUUAUAGUUAUUACAGUGUUUUAUAGUUUACAUUUAAACUGGUACUUUUUAAGGGAAAUUUUGUGUUUAUAAGUGACACCUUCAAAAACUCAAUACAGCUGCCUCUUUUUAAUUUUGCCCGUUAAAAAUUGAAAAGUACAAGUGUGUCUUCAAUAUGUAUAUUCUGUUUUGAGAUAUAACAUAGUGUUGGAAAGUCAGUCCAGAGAUCAAGUAAUCCACUGUAUUCCAAAGUCUGGUCGAAAAAACACUCCACCCACUUUGAAGAUUUAGUCCAACAGAUAAGCUAUUUGUUUGUUCGCUUGUUUUAAUAACGUGCUUUAUCAGGCUCCUUGGGUUGAAGCAGGGAGCGCGAUACUAAAUUCACUGUUCUAUGUAGGAUCCUCAUCUGGAUGAAGAUACCCGCAUCAGGAGAAUGAAGGAUAUUCAAAGGAAGGAUUGUACUGUACUGUUGAUAAAUCAUUAGCCAAACGAUCAAUUCCUGAGUUAGUGAAUGCCUGUUUUUAUUUGGGGGGGAUGGGGUGGGGUGUCGUGUGUAUGUGUGUGUAACAGCCACUCAGAGGCAAUGCUGUAAUUUGGCUUUCAUCUGUUCACCCCUUUCUUACAAAUGAUGCUUACCACCACAGAAAUGUUCUGAACCAGUAAAGGAAAUACAAAGUUCACUGACCAUCUCCUUGUCAACUCUGUUUUCUCAGCCCAUGCCAGUUCUCGUCAAUGCUGUUUCCCUGCUGCUGUUAUCCUGUAGUUUGCAUUUUGAUAUAUCACAUUCCCCCCUCCCCGGUCUCGUGGAGCUGUCUAGUUUCAUCUGUUGUGUUCUUUCACUUGGGUAACCAGUGAACAUGGUAUAAAUGUCUGCUGGGCAAAAUGGUACUUGGAGGUCAUGAAAGUACAGGAAUUGGCAUUUAAAAAUAUGUAUGUGUACGUCUAGUACAGGAAUUGGCAUUUAAAAGUAUGUAUUUGUACGUCUGAAGAACGGAGCUUCAGUCGUGGAGCUCAGGUACUCUUGGGAGGGCUCCUUAAUGUGUUUCCAUCAUGCCCGACGGGGCUGUAUCAGUCAGCUUAGAGCAGAGGUAGCGCAAAGGAGCGAUCGGCGAUGCAUUGCAGUCGGGUGCAUGUGCUGCUCCCAGUACAAUCAGCGGCGCUGAGGCCGGGGGAGUGCAACCCGCCUCCUCCUCCUCCUCCCUCAGCACCAUUCCAGGGCUGCCGUGUCCACCUUGUCACCCACAUUAUCAAAGUGAUAACAUAUCAUAUGGCAAGCCAAAGCUGUCAGCAGCACUCGGGCCAGCUGGAAAACGUCCACCCUUUCUCACCGUGCACCACCACCCAACCAACAGGCUUGGCAGCCCCCGGCGCCUGCCUGGGCUUCUGUUCUCGGGGCGGGGGGGCACCAGCCCCACAAAUGCCAGCACACUGGAAUGAAGGAGCUGCAGAGUCUUGUUGAAUACUUUGGCUUGCAGCUUGUUAGGCAAGAAGGGGGUUCCAACACUGGCAGUGCACAUCCCGCAGGAUCUGGGUGGUUACAUAUAGCACCUCUGCCCUCAGCAGGGAAAUAAAGCGUUUCUGCAAUGCUUCCACCCCACGUGGUUAUGUACAACACUUCUGGCUUUUCUUACGCCGCCCCCACCCCCCGCUCCUUUUAUCCUGUAUGUGUUUUUUUAAUUUUAUUUUAUAUUGUUUUGCUCUGUAUUCUUCUCUGUACAAAACUUCCACGGAUAUUCCAGGGCACAACCAUUUCAGGUGUAAAAAAGGAUCUCCUCAUCCCAUGUUUCACCAACAGAGCAAUCAAGGCAUUUUGGGUACCAGAUUCUACUUGGGCAGAACCAGAAUGUAGCCUGGAUCUUUCAUACCAAAUCAAAUUUCUGAAAGGAGAGGAAGUGUCAUUAAUAGCUUUAUUAAAGGAGUGAGUGAGAGAGAGAGAGGGAGAGAGGGAGGGAGUGAGAAAGAAGAAAGAGGGGCAUCUCAGAAGGUGAAGAGUCUAGACUUCGGGUAGUUAAAAACGAACCAACGGGUGAAACAUUUUUUUAUGAGCCGUAAAAUCCUUUUAACAGAAGAGGGGAAAUGGAGGGAAUGUUUUAUGCCUUUCAACUGCCCACAGGCCCAGCGUACUCUGGAUGGAAAGUGGAAGUUAAUAUACACUGCACCAAAAUUAUUAAGAGGAAGAGAGGUGGGGGAGAAAAGCUGUGAAACACUGUCACAAUCGCAAGGGAAAAGAUUCCCGUGCCCCAGCUCUGGAUCUCGAGUGGUUCUUUCUCUACAGUAUCAUCUCAGCCCAGUAACCCCACGAAAGCCCUGAGCCGUUGUGUUCCUUCACUGUACGGUUUCUGUAAUAAGAGUGUUAAUCCAUGUUAAUCUUUGUGAAAAUUAUUGUGUGCAACAGUAUUUUCUUGUGUACUGCUUUUUUCCUAUGUGAAUUGUCCCUUUCUGUUUUCUUUUUUGCAGUUUUUUCCUUCUUUUUUUUUUUUUUUCUUUUUUCUUUUGGUAAUAUGUCUUUCUUCUUUCAAAAGAAAAAAACAAAAACAAACUGAUGUGUUGUAGACCUAUAUGUAACCUAUUCCUUAGUCUCAUAUUAUAGGUAUGUUAUAAGAAUGGAUAUUUUACUUGGCUUUAGAAUGUUUUACAAGAAAACUAAUUCUUAACCAAUCAAGUUCUUGCUACUAAAAAAAAAUGCUUGUGUUUUUCAUCAUGACGUUGUGUGCUUCUAAUUAAUAAUCAUUUUCGUUGUAGAAAAAUGGAGUGAAUUUAUAUUAGUCUUGGAAACUAAUAAUAGCAUUGUAAAUUUAUGAGAUGAUUUUAACAGAAAAUACAUUAUAGAAGAAUAUAGUUAUUUUAAUUGUAAUAUUACUAACUGUAGGGUGAGAAAGGAGGUCCCGUUGUGGUGAACUAUGUUAUAGCUUGUUAUUCACGGUUUCUUUUUGAUCAUUUUUUCGGUCUCUGAGGUGAAACGAGUUAUUAAUCAGAAUUUGUCAACUCACAUAUGCAUAUUGUAUAUGUGUAGAAAUGUAAUCACACUUUGUCUUGGAAUUACAUUAAACUGUUUUAAGUCACUGCAAA
Molecule: messenger RNA, 14801 nt
Organism: Falco peregrinus (peregrine falcon)
Lineage: Eukaryota; Metazoa; Chordata; Aves; Falconiformes; Falconidae
Gene: HIPK2
Product: homeodomain interacting protein kinase 2
Biological process (GO): peptidyl-threonine phosphorylation; intrinsic apoptotic signaling pathway in response to DNA damage by p53 class mediator; positive regulation of transcription by RNA polymerase II
Cellular component (GO): PML body; nucleus; cytoplasm
Molecular function (GO): protein serine/threonine kinase activity; transcription coactivator activity; transcription corepressor activity
Source: RefSeq, a predicted model, not a curated record